This is a messenger RNA of Acaulospora morrowiae, 162 nucleotides long. The record is from the annotation of a GenBank genome assembly. NCBI's taxonomy places the organism in Eukaryota, Fungi, Glomeromycota, Glomeromycetes, Diversisporales, Acaulosporaceae.
GCAUCUUCACUAAAGAAAUCGUUUAAGACGGGGUACUCUGCGUGCUACCCUGGGUUUCCUUGGCAUGUUGCAAUAUGUUCUGCUCCACAAAAUAGUAUUGAUACUAGACGGGGUGCUCUGCGCGCCAUCCCGGGUUUUCUCAUUAUGCCCUCAACCGUUUAA